AUGAGGAAGCUUGUCAAGAAGACACUCAACCUGCCUGAGUCAGCAGCCAAUGAAUACCUUUACGGAAGCACGCAAGCUGGCUGCUGCGCCAUCCCGAUGACCGCGGACGACUCAGACACAUUCCUGGUAGACACCGCAUUCAAGCUGCUCUCCUCCCGAGACCCUGCAACAGCGGACCUGGCCAGGAACCACCUCUCCCACACGAUCAGCAGGCGCAUCCAACGUACCCCUUCAAGCACCGAAGUUAACGAGUACUUGUCUGGCGGAAUGGAGGGAGACCUCGAGACUUCUCCCAAUGAGCUUCGAAACACCUGGACCCUAGCGAGACAAGCCUCGAGACGUCUUGGGAUCAGGUGGGAAAUCUUCCCCGACAACGCAACCAUCCACAUAGACGAUGCCAGCAUCUCCUCCUUCAACAAAAGCAAAGUCGUCCACACCAUCCGGGAGAAACGAAGAGGCUUGAAAGCCCAAACACGCAUCGCCAAACGGAGCCAAAGGAAGGCAAUGGAGUGCGUUGCCGCAUCUCGCAGCAGCUCGCACUUCCUCUUCUCCGGAGAAUAUACCCAGUUUGCCGACUGGAGGUUUAUCCACAGGGCGCGACUUAACCUCCUCCCUCUAAAUGGAAGCAAGCCAUGGAGAACGGGCCAAAACACCAGCUGCCGAACAUGCGUCUGA
Messenger RNA from Uloborus diversus, 675 nucleotides. RefSeq lists its product as uncharacterized. The record is from RefSeq and is a predicted model, not a curated record. The transcript has a single exon. NCBI's taxonomy places the organism in Eukaryota, Metazoa, Arthropoda, Arachnida, Araneae, Uloboridae. The coding region runs from base 1 to 675 and encodes 224 amino acids.